AUGAGAAACCAUACAACAGUAGCAAACUUUAUUCUUCUUGGACUGACAGAUGAUCCACAAUUACAGGUGAUUAUUUUUCUUCUCCUUUUUUUCACCUACAUGUUGAGCGUCACUGGGAAUCUAACCAUCAUCACCCUCACUCUACUGGAUUUGCAUCUCAAGACACCCAUGUAUUUCUUCCUCCGAAAUUUCUCAUUUUUAGAAGUCUCGUUCACAACUGUCUGUAUUCCCAAAUUUCUUGUUAGUAUGGCAACAGGUGAUAAGACCAUUUCUUACAACGAUUGUGCAGCACAACUGUUUUUCACUAUUCUCUUUGGGGCAACUGAAUUUUUUCUUCUGGCUGCCAUGUCCUUUGACCGCUAUGUGGCCAUCUGCAAACCCCUGCAUUACACCACCAUCAUGAGCAGCAGAGUUUGCAACUUGCUAGUCUUUGCUUCAUGGAUGGCUGGCUUCCUAAUAAUUUUUCCACCACUCCUGAUGGGUCUCCAGCUUGAUUUCUGCGCAGCCAACACUGUAGAUCAUUUCUUCUGUGAUGUUUCUCCUGUACUGCAGCUCUCUUGCACAGACACCAACGUAAUAGAAUUAAUGAUGCUUCUCUCAGCCAUUUUGACGCUCCUGGUUACACUGGUAUUAGUGAUUCUCUCCUACACAAAUAUUUUCAGGACUGUUCUGAAAAUACCUUCUUCUCAACAGAGAAAAAAAGCAUUUUCUACAUGUUCUUCUCACAUGGUGGUCGUGUCC
Molecule: messenger RNA, 741 nt
Organism: Cercocebus atys (sooty mangabey)
Lineage: Eukaryota; Metazoa; Chordata; Mammalia; Primates; Cercopithecidae
Product: olfactory receptor 6C74-like
Exons: 1
Biological process (GO): G protein-coupled receptor signaling pathway
Cellular component (GO): membrane
Molecular function (GO): G protein-coupled receptor activity; olfactory receptor activity
Source: RefSeq, a predicted model, not a curated record